GUGCAGUACGUGAUCGGAGACGACUUCAACGCGCUGUUGGAUAAGUGGCCUAAGUACAGCGCGGAGCGGGCGCAGGUGCAGAAAGUGACCAAGGCGGGGCUGGGGCGAUAUCAGAGGAAAGCAAUAUUGGGAACUGGGUUCUGGGAAGAGAUCGAUGGGGCGUUUCCGAUGGCCGUGUAUGCGGCGCAGAAUAGGGUGAACGAGAAGGCAAAG
This is a messenger RNA of Paraphaeosphaeria sporulosa, 213 nucleotides long. RefSeq lists its product as uncharacterized. The record is from RefSeq and is a predicted model, not a curated record. The annotation marks the transcript as partial. NCBI's taxonomy places the organism in Eukaryota, Fungi, Ascomycota, Dothideomycetes, Pleosporales, Didymosphaeriaceae. The transcript has a single exon.